ACCGAUUGAAGCCGUUGAAGCUACCGAUGAAUCUAAUAUGAUAACCGUUGAAGCUACCGAUAUUGCAAAUAUGCGAAUGGAUGUAGAUCCAUCAAUAUUCAUUAUAAACAAUGCGAAUGCUGCAAAUCAACCUAAUUACGUGUUGUCACACAAUUCAGCUGUUGGAUAA
This is a messenger RNA of Didymodactylos carnosus, 169 nucleotides long. Lineage: Eukaryota; Metazoa; Rotifera; Eurotatoria; Philodinida; Philodinidae. The record is from the annotation of a GenBank genome assembly.